UGCUAAUGCUAGCUAGAAUUAGCUAACGUAACAUCAGCUAACAUAACUAAUGAUGGUGACGUUGCCAAAGGCUUGUUAAAAUAGCCAUUUGGAUGUUGAUGCUUGGAAGUAGUGACGUUUAACAGCUUCGGUGGUGCCUGUUGUUUGUGAGCUAGGCUUGAAAUCCUCGCUACCAAGACAUUGCCAGAGGUGAGAAAGAAGGAUGAAACAGUAGUGUGGUAUCCAUGGACCAUCAACAACAAGUAUUACACAGCAGAUGUCAGCUUGUGUGUUGUACCAAGCACUUUCCAAAUGUCUUCAGAGAUUGCACAAACCAUGCAGGCUUUCAUUGCCUAUGUUAAUAGCACUAAGAAAGAUGGUCUGGAAAAGCUUCGUCCGUGGAUAUCAGUGGUGGAAGACAUUGCUCCAGAGGUGCUCAUUCUAGUGUGUGACAGAGUUUGUGAAGAUGGUCUCACCAGACAUGAAGCACAGCAGUGGUGUUUGGGGCACAGCUUUGAGCUGGUGGAGCUCAAUCCUCAGGAGUUGCCUGAUGAAGAUGAUGACUUUCCAGAAUCCACAGGAGUAAAGAGAAUUGUCCAGGCUCUCAAUGCUAAUGUGUGGUCAACUGUGGAGAUGAAGGAUGGACACAAUCAGGGCUUUGGUCUCAUGAGUAGUUUGGUGGCUGCUAGACACAACAACCCUCGUAACUGUCAAGAGCCGCAAUCUUCCAGUCUGCCAGCAGAGGGCACUUUUGUUAAUGAAGUGGCUCACCAUACAGAGAGAACCAACUCCACAGAUAAUACAGUUGUCGAUGCAAUGACAAAUUUGGAUAUUCAGGAGCUUGCAAAUCUCACUGCUGGAGAUGCAGAUGUGGAUAACUUUGAGCGCCUCUUCACCAAAUUAAAAGAGAUGAAAGACAAAGCAUCAUCAUUACCCCACGAGCAGAGAAAGGUUCAUGCAGAGAAGGUAGCAAAAGCUUUUUGGACGGCCAUCGGUGGUGAUGAUGAUGAGAUAGACGGGCUAUCAUCAGGUGAAGAAAGCUAACAGAAGUGUUCCCCAGUCAACAUAUCUUGUACCUGUCCUGGCUUUCCUGCAAGAUCCAGCGCCCACCUUGAAUGGAUGCUUAAACUUUUAAAGCAGACAUGCUCAUGGACUGCACUGUAGGCAGGUCGUUGUCCUUCAAAAACAUUGGAUUAGCAGACGCAUAUCCUGUCAGGGAGAGAGAGGCAAUAAAUGGACCCCCAGACGUGGGUCAUCCAGUGAAAAUCAACAGGUGAUACUGUAGAUUACAGUGGUUUGAUUUGUAAGAUUUAGUAUAUUUUAAGUGACAUGGCAUGCCUUACGUUAAGCUUAAUGCUCAAAUUAUGAACAUUCUGUUGAGUCAACAUAAAGAUGUCUCCUUUGAGUGACAAUUUUUUCAUAUUAAGUAUUGCUGUAUUGCCCCCAUCUUAACUUUUCUUUUAAGACAGAAAAAGUAAACUUUUUUUUUUCCAUCAUAGUAUCAACAUCAGUGAAAUAAUUGGUACAGUAUAUGACAAUAAUGAUAUAGUAUAUUUCUUUGCUGCUUGAAAGUGCUAAUUUGACCAACCUUUGAGGCAUCUUUUCCAGUGGUGUUGCAGCUGCAUCUCUCCAUGUCACUCGGGUGUGUGAGUGACAGGAAAAGGCUCCGCAUUGCUUGGGGACUCCAUUGGCACUACCUGUUGAUUUGCAUGUAUAAAUGUAUGCGCUUGGUGAAUUGUAAAGACGGUAGUAUUGUUGUCUCUUUACAUUUAUUUUUACUAUGAGACGUUGGCAUAACAAAACAGGCCAUUUAGAUCAAAUAGUAUUUGACCCUGUGAACAAAGAAUGUACAUUUACAUGGAAAAAAAGACAUCCAAGCAAGACCACAAGAACAUACAAAGCUCUACCAACUAACUAAUGCACUCUCGUGCGCUGCAUUUCAGUGACUGCUUUAAAUAGAUUAGGUUGGGACGACUGGAAGUGCAUGAAUGCUAACAUGGCAAAGACAAUGUCUAAAGACAGCCAGCAUAUAACACAUACUUGUAGCAUUGAACAAACAAUACUGGACACACACAGCACUAGAACUGAAGCUGUACACCAAUCAACACAGGAAACUGGAAGUGCAUCAUCCACCCACAUGGAGCAUAUUGGCCACUGGUUGGUGCUAUGAGAUAAGACAUUUGUGUUUCAUCCAAACAUGCCGCAGCAUCAGUGUAGUACUAUGCAACAAUACUAGCAAGUGCAAUGAUCCUACAGUAUGUGUUAGACUUCAGGACCGGUUAACCAAGAAAGGACAAGAAGAAAGCAGGCUGAGUCUUACUGUCCACUAUUUCAUUCAAUGCAGAACUACAAGAAAUCACAAGCUAUAAAUAGUUAUGUACAAUCAUAGUGAGGCAAUAAUAAAAAUAUAUUUCCAUAUAGGACAGUAUGCAAAAAUAACUUAUAAAAUGUGUUUUUCAUUGAGCAAAAUAGUUAUCCAUACAAGGAUUAUUUUUCCAAGAAAUGGUGGUGCUUAUGUUUGUUCUCUUGUUUAAAAUAGAUAAAACACCAAUUAAGUAACUAACUCAUUAAUAUGAUGAAAUAAUUGUGGGCAAAGUACCUUGUACUUAAGACUAUUUUAAACAUUUUAAUAACAUUGAUCAUGGUAUUUUUUCUGCUUAAAUAGGAGUGGACGAUAAAUAUCAGCCCGAUAACUAUUGGGUCGAUACGAGGUCAUACCGAUAAAUCCAAUAACAUUGAAAAAAAAAUAGCUCUGAUAACCGCUAAUUAAAAAAAAAUGCUCACAUGAAGCAAGAAUACCCAUACUGUGAUGUAGGGUGAGCAAAUCAAUCGCUCCUUUCUCCUGUGUGUGAUGUUCUGUAAACAGUUUGUAAACAAACAUGGCUUCGAUCGUGUGGGACAUCCCCACUCGCGUGUUGCAUCAAACGCUUCACAAAAACCAAACGCCACCAGCGCCCUGAAAGCCCACAAAGACGCCUGCGCCACAAAAAAGCUUCCAUAAAGCAAAAAAAAAAACAAAACAAAAAAACCGCCCCCCCAACAACCCAGCAAACCAUUCUGAUCCACGAUUUGUACUUCUGAGUUGCUGCUAUUUGUUUCGUUUUGUUAAUUGUAGAGAUGCCAUGAUAAAUUUCGUCAGCACUAAUCUACGGCUACAGUUUGUCAAAUCCAACUUUGAGUUAUUCUUGCCUCCAGGCGUUAAACCACAGCGAAAAAAAAAAAGUUAUCAGUAUCUGCUUGAAAAAAAAUACCGUGCAUUCUUAUAAACCUCAAUUUAAUGAUUUAUAAAGAGUAGUACUGGGACAUAAACACCAGUUGUACUGUUAAUUCAACAUGUUUUAAAAUAUGGUCCAUUAGCAGGAAUACUAUUGUCAACCUGGGAAACUCAAAAUUUAGGGGGUUUGGAUCUAGUUCCAAAACUUUUAGAAAUAAGUUUUAUUUUUGUAUUUGGGGAUUGUAUUACCUGAGAAAUUGAUGCAAAUGUAAGAAAAAAAGUUAAAAUAAAUUGCCUCAAUCUACUCCUCUUAGUUGAAUGGUCUUGUUUCGUGGAGAUAGUCAAUGUCCUGACAAGGCUCUUGCAAUGUAUGGGUAUUUAUGAAGAAACAGAAAGGCAGAGUGUAUAUGUGAAACCUGCAGAUAACCUGUGGCUGUGCACGGAACACUCAGAACAUCACAAGGGGACACGACAGUGCACAAGCAAAGUGUGUGAGGUUAAAAUGUUACAGCAAGGAA
Dunckerocampus dactyliophorus (ringed pipefish) is the source of this 3711-nucleotide messenger RNA. RefSeq names its product alpha and gamma adaptin binding protein (gene aagab). The record is from RefSeq and is a predicted model, not a curated record. Lineage: Eukaryota; Metazoa; Chordata; Actinopteri; Syngnathiformes; Syngnathidae. The transcript has 10 exons. Bases 292 to 1023 code for a protein of 243 amino acids.